ACGCACACUGACUUCAGAAAGUGGAUCAGAGCCUUAAAUAUCAGGGUCAGUUUGAAAGAUAAACAGCAGCAGGCUGUGUCUACACAUCAUCUGAAGUGAAAGCUCUGUUUAUUCUUUAUUUUAGCUGUCCUCAUUUUUCAGUCCAGCCAACCAAAAUAAGGAAGAGAUGGACAGCAAUUCGACAGGCCUGAUUCAUCAGACCAGCAGCAGAAAAAGGUUGGAUCAUAAGCAGGACACAAUUUGCAUUUUUGGCACCGGGGACUUUGGCAGAUCCUUGGGCAUGAGACUGCUCAAGUCAGGUUACCCAGUGGUAUUUGGUAGCCGUGACCCGAAGAACCCUACCCUGUUGCCAAGUGGAGCGCAAGUGUUUAGCCAUACGGAGGCUCUGAAAACAUCCAAGAUCAUUUUCUUGGCUGUUCACAGGGAAAACUAUGAUUUUAUCCCAGCUCUGUCUGAUUUGCUAGAUGGAAAAGUGCUGGUGGAUGUAAGCAACAACCUCAAAAUGAACCAAUACCCUGAAUCCAAUGCACAGUAUUUGUCUCAACUGGUUCCCAAAACCAAUGUGGUGAAGGGAUUCAAUACAGUUUCAGCCUGGGCCCUACAGUCAGGCAGUCUGGAUGCCAGCAGUCAGGUCUUUGUCUGUGGGGAUGACAAUAAAUCUAAACAAUUGGUGAUGGAUGUUGCCAGGGGCAUGGGCCUCACUCCUCUAGACCAGGGAUCCCUUCUAGCAGCUGAAGAACUGGAGAACUACCCUCUCCAGCUAUUUCCAAUGUGGAGACUACCACUUACUAUAACGGCUGGUCUCACAGUAUUCUUCUUCAUUUACUGUGUGGUGCUUCAAGUGAUCUAUUCUUAUGUAAAUAAGAAUGUUGAUCAUACCUAUAAGAUAAUGAUUUCCAUACCAAAUCAUGUUUUUCCAAUUGUCUCUCUCAUUCUGCUUGGCUUGGUUUACCUUCCGGGUGUGAUUGCUGCAUUCCUCCAACUCUACAGAGGAACAAAAUACAAGAGAUUUCCUGACUGGCUCGACAAGUGGAUGUUGUGUCGAAAGCAGCUUGGGCUUAUUUCAUUUGCCUAUGGCUUCCUUCAUAUUUUUUACUCAUUGGUCAAACCACUGAGAUACAUAUUUUACUGGAAACAAGCUCAGUAUGUUGUAUCCCAGGUGAAACAGAACACAACCUCAGAGUUGGAGAUGACCUGGGUCUGGCGUGGUGAUUUGUUUUAUGCACUUGGAAUUUUGGGCUUUUUUAGCUUCUGUUUGCUUGGAGUAACAUCUCUUCCAUCUGUCAGCAAUGCAAUGAACUGGAGAGAAUUCAGAUUUGUUCAGUCGAAGCUGGGUCAUGUCACAUUGCUUCUGUGCACGGCUCACGCUGCUGUACUUGGAUGGAAUAAAUUUCUAAAACCUACAACAUAUAAAUGGGGGCUUCCACGAGGAUACAUGUUGUCCAUGGUGAUUCCUUGCAUUGUACUGGUUCUAAAGUUGAUUCUCAUACUUCCAUGUGUAGACAGAAUGGUCACCAGGAUCCGGCAGGGCUGGGAAAGGAGAGAAAAAUACGCAGAUAAACUAAACAUUUGACCAAAAGUAUUCCACCUGAAUAAUAUUUUUUGAAAAUACAUGAGUAGUCCAUUCUGAAUAAAAACACUGCAGAAAUGUUCAACACUGGAAUCUGAUACUCUAAACCUUUUGGAGUAAUGGCAUUUAUGAUGUUUAAAUAUUAUAAUUUCUGACCCACCUCUAGAGAGUAGGUUACUCUCCCAAACCCAACCCACCAUAUUUGAACUAAAAGUGGGAUCGUCCCUGGUGAGGUGAGGUCUGUUUUCCUAAUUCAAUAUUUUAACCCACCCCUCCCUGCCCCUUCCACCUGCUCCAAGGGUUAAAAUUGCCCCACUUUGUCACUAAUGUGUGUCUGUUGAAUUAACAGUCGCCCAUCCCCUCACUUUAACCUAACUGGCAUUGCUGAAAAAAGAGACAUGUUUAAACUGAUGAUCAUUUCAUGCUGCAUAUCACACAAACUCUUGAAUUGACCUUAGGCCCUGAAAUGUGCCCAGUCUCCCUCAGGUUACCCUGGAAGGACAAGAUAUCUAAAAAUUUUUAGCAACAGGUGAAGCUAGCUGUUUCACACUGCUACUAUGUAAUAAUAACACAAGUGGCAAUUGCCACUAAAAGGAUGCUGCCAUCAAACCAAAAAGACUUUCUGCCUAUCACACAAAUGAGUACACGGUACACAAAUUUCAGUGUCAGUGUGAUGCCAGGGUAUGUAGGCCAGGUGUCCCAAAGACGGUUGAAUCGUAUUAAACAGCAUGCCUCAGCCGCUGUUUGCAACGGGCAGGGUACAAGCUGUACCCAACCAGCCUGUGCUUGCAAAACUUAAAGCAGUUCCAAUAUUAGUUGUGAGUCCGUGAUUGGACAACAUUUGCUAAACAAUCCUGAGUGUGCUAAGAAUUAUGCUAACAACCAAUUUAAUAUUGUCAGUCGGGCUCACAGUGUGGCACAUUUGCAUCUACUGGAAGCUCCGUAUAUGAAUACACGGGGAACUGUUCUUUGCAGACAGAAAAUUUAUGUACACACAUUACGUCUGUUCCAGUUAAAACAAAUAAGUGACAACUGACUCAUUCCUCAGGGCAAUGCCUUGACCAAUCAGGGUCAAGCUGCUUGGUUUAAAUUUUAAACAAUGCUUGGCAGUUAACUGUCAGUCACCAUCACUGGUGCAUUCUCCAUGGCAACGCCACUUGCUAACCAAUCAGCACUCUCUUCUUAUACAGUAUAAAUUGUUGCUUUCCCCUUACAUUGUUAUUCUUGCGAAGUGUCCUAAUGAGUGCAAGACGAAAAGCUUAGACAUGUUUCUUUUUUCAGUAAUACUCAAGUUCUUUGCUGCCAAAUGACUAUUAACUGGCAUUAUAAAUAAUAUAAUAAAUAAUACUUGUAUUGAUAUAGCUCUUUAUCAUGGUGAAAUGUCUCCAAGGAAGUUACUCCUUUAACAUUUGAUGACAAUGUAUAAGCGACAAUAAUGGGUCAGGCCAGGCAUUGAAGUCAACGUAAAUGAGAAUCGAGGGGGAGGUAUUAAAUAGGUGGCCAAUCUGUCACUGCCUAUUCUAUAGAAUUGGCAAAAGUUAAAAUGAUCUCCCAAGUGUUUACUUUAGAAAAUUAUUUUCUCUUUCAAAUGUACAUUAGUCCUCAAAGCCAUUUUGAGGCUAGCCUGCUUGGCAUCCACAGUGCACAAGCCCAUUAAGCCAGCACGUUAACCGGUCAAACUAGUAGUGCCUAAAACUGAAGAUCCCUUCGAAAUUUAUACCCUCCACAAAGCACCCCACGCACCCCACCCUGAUCAGCAAGCUGCUUGUUGGCACUGCAAAUGCACAGGCAGCUCAUUGAUCAUGUUCAAAUGAAUCCCAACUAUGAAAAUAACUUGGGCCUCCAUGAAACCUCAUCAGAUGGGUGUUGGGAUCAAUCUACCAUCCCUCCUGCCCACUUGAUAUAUGGGCCACUUGAAAAUUUAGCUUUGGCAUUAGGUUUUGCUUUAGCUGACCCUCAAUAGUGUUGCAGUGACUUUGUCAUUGAGACAGAUCAUUAAUUCGUUAAAUUCAAUACAAUGCAGUCUUUGAAAACAUAUUCAGUCAAAUACAAUAUACAUCAUGUACCAAAGGUUAUAAGCCAUAUUUACUUGUAACAUCAUAAUACAAAAAUGGUAUAAAAAUUAUUCAGACUCUUUUCUGGUCCUGUUGCACCAUUGAUUCUUGGGCGACCCUUUCAAUGUUGCUGUAGAAAUCCGACAUUGUAGUUCAAUGCAGUAUGACUAACCGUGUGGACUGAUUAACAGAAAGCAGUUGCAGAUCUACAAUGAACAUCACCUGAGCAUUUGAACGGUGCAAUACACAGAACAUUGAUGGACUAAAGUAAUAAUUAACUUACUGUAAUACUUAACUGAAUUCAUGUAUUUUUUCAUAAUAAAUAGUUACAAUAUCCUAGAUAUUUAACAAUAAAGUUCCUCAAUCAUA
Messenger RNA from Carcharodon carcharias (great white shark), 3993 nucleotides. Its product is annotated as metalloreductase STEAP4-like. The transcript is spliced from 5 exons. Gene Ontology annotation, cellular component: endosome; plasma membrane. Gene Ontology annotation, biological process: copper ion import. The record is from RefSeq and is a predicted model, not a curated record. NCBI's taxonomy places the organism in Eukaryota, Metazoa, Chordata, Chondrichthyes, Lamniformes, Lamnidae. Gene Ontology annotation, molecular function: ferric-chelate reductase (NADPH) activity; cupric reductase (NADH) activity. Bases 167 to 1573 code for a protein of 468 amino acids.